CGCUGCCAAAGCGGAUUACAGCGCGUCGCCUCUGAUUCUUUCCCUUCGUCUCCCGCUUGAGGGUUUCCCCCUCCUGCUCUCACAAUCGUUUCUUCUUAGAAGAGAGAACCAUGGCUUUAUUAAUAAGUGCGAAUUGGAUCGGCGAAUCUUUACAAUGAGUUCCUCCGCUGCUGCGCUUCCGUCACCGCGGCAACUUUUCCGUGCGCCACGGCGCCACUGAGGCGCUUCUCGGUGGGAAAGUUUCACAUGAAGCCCGAGGGGACCAUGGGCUCCCGGUGAAAGAUCCCACUUUCUUCCCUCUGCCUUUCAAGCCGCGCGGCAAAAAUGCAGAAGAGCGUCCGCUACAACGAAGGGCACGCACUGUUCCUGUCGGUGGUGGCGCGUAAAGAGGGCACCAAGCGCGGCUACCUGAGCAAGAAGACGGCGGAGAACAGCCGGUGGUCGGAGAAGUUCUUCGCCCUCUACCAGAAUGUACUGUUCUACUUCGAGAACGAGCAGAGCGCGCGACCAGCUGGGAUUUACCUGUUGGAAGGAUGCACCUGCGAGCGCACGCCUGCGCCAAAAAUAUCGACGACCGGGAAAGAAGCGCUGGAGAAACAGCACUACUUCCUGAUUGUGUUUGGCCACGAUGGACAGAAACCUCUGGAGUUGCGGACAGAUGAGGAGUGCGAGUGUGAUGAAUGGGUGGAGGCCAUCCAGCAGGCGAGCUAUUCUGACAUAAUUAUUGAACGAGAAGUGCUGAUGCAGAAGUACAUCCACCUUGUACAAAUUGUGGAGACUGAGAAGGUGGCAGCCAAUCAGCUCCGCACUCAGCUGGAGGACCAGGACACGGAAAUUGAAAGACUUAAAUCAGAGAUUGUAGCUUUGAACAAAACCAAGGAGCGGAUGCGGCCUUAUCACGUCUACCACGAGAACGAAGACCCAGAUAUCAAAAAAAUCAAAAAGGUUCAGAGUUUCAUGCGCGGCUGGCUGUGUCGCAGAAAGUGGAAAAUUAUUGUCCAGGACUACAUUUGCUCUCCACAUGCUGAGAGCAUGAGGAAGAGGAACCAGAUUGUCUUCAAUAUGGUGGAGGCAGAGACAGAGUAUGUCCACCAGCUCUACAUCCUGGUCAACUGUUUCCUCAGACCUCUGAGAAUGGCCGCCAGUUCAAAGAAACCUCCCAUCAGCCAUGAUGAUGUGAGCAGCGUCUUCCUCAACAGUGAGACCAUCAUGUUCCUCCAUGAGAUUUUCCAUCAAGGCUUGAAAGCGAGGAUCGCCAACUGGCCAACCCUGGUGCUGGCUGACCUGUUUGACAUCCUGCUGCCAAUGCUAAACAUCUACCAGGAGUUUGUGCGUAACCAUCAGUACAGCCUUCAAGUUUUAGCCAACUGUAAGCAGAACAGAGAUUUUGACAAACUGCUGAAACAAUACGAGUCCAACGCUGCCUGUGAAGGAAGGAUGCUUGAGACUUUUCUCACAUACCCAAUGUUCCAGAUCCCUCGUUACAUCAUAACACUACACGAACUCCUGGCCCACACGCCCCAUGAGCAUGUGGAGCGCAAGAGUCUUGAGUUUGCCAAGUCCAAAUUAGAGGAAUUAUCUAGAGUGAUGCACGAUGAGGUUAGCGACACAGAAAACAUCCGGAAGAAUCUGGCCAUUGAGAGGAUGAUUGUUGAAGGAUGUGACAUCCUGCUGGACACCAGCCAGACCUUCGUCAGGCAGGGCUCUCUGAUCCAGCUGCCGUCCGUGGAGCGAGGGAAGCUCAGCAAGGUUCGUCUCGGCUCCCUUUCCCUGAAGAAAGAGGGAGAACGACAGUGUUUUCUCUUCACAAAACACUUUCUCGUCUGCACUCGCAGCUCUGGUGGAAAACUACACCUCCUGAAGCAAGGUGGGGUUUUGUCCCUUAUUGACUGCACACUCAUAGAGGAACCAGAUGCUACUGAUGACGAAUCUAAAACGGCUGGCCAGGUGUUUGGUCAGCUGGACUUUAAGUUGGUGGUGGAGCCAUCAGACUCGCCUUCAUUUACUGUGGUGCUGCUGGCACCGUCGCGGCAGGAGAAGGCUGCAUGGACCAGUGAUAUUAGCCAGUGCAUCGACAAUAUCCGCUGUAAUGGCUUGAUGACGAGUGUGUUUGAGGAAAACUCUAAGGUCACUGUGCCUUAUAUGAUCAAAUCCGAUGUACGCCUCCAUAAAGAUGAUAUUGACAUUUGCUUCAGCAAGACGCUCAACUCCUGCAAGGUCCCCCAGAUCCGUUACGCGAGUGUGGAGCGGCUGCUGGAGCGGCUGACGGACCUGCGCUUCCUCUCUAUAGACUUCCUGAACACCUUCCUGCACACAUACAGGAUCUUCACCACAGCAACCGUGGUCAUGGACAAACUGGCUGACAUCUACAAGAAGCCCUUUUCCUCCAUACCCAUCAGGGUGCAGCGCCACUCAUUUGACCGUCUGUCCAUCUCAUCCAUCUGUCCUGACUACAGUCUGAAGAUCAAGAAGAUAGCCAUGGAUCAGUCCAAGUCCUUGGAGUUGUUUUUUGCCACAAACCAAAACAACAGAGGCACUGACAACACGAACAAUAGUUCUCCUCGUCUCUGCCGCAAGUUCUCGUCUCCUCCUCCGUUAUCCAUCCAGUCCCGCACCUCUUCCCCCGUCCGGAUCCGAAAGCUUUCUCUUCACUCCCCCAUCACUGCCAGGGUGGGAGGCCUCGACCUGUCGUCUCCUCUGUCCAACUUAAACUUCAACCACAGCAGCUCCCAGUCGGCUGCCAGUAGCCCUACUUCUGCCCAGACCCCUCAAACUCCCACGCCUCAAACCCCAACCCCGACUGCUACCUCUCCACCUUCCUCUUCCACCUCUCCUCCUCCCAACAACUGCAAACCGUCACAGGAUCCUCUGACUCCCUCCUCGCCUGACCAAAGUCCCAUCUCAGCAGCCGACGGGGAGGAGGCUCCGCGGAUCGAUCCUUUCUGUGGAAAACUGAGACGGAGCAUUCGGAGAACUGUGCUGGAAUCUGUGUCGCUGGAGAAAAUCAUUCCAGAGUCUCCGCAGAACAGCGAGGCAGGAGACAUGUCUCCGUGUCGCUCUCCCUCCACACCACGCCACCUCCGCUACAGACAGCCUGGAGUUCAGUCGGGGGAGAAUUCACGCUGCUCCGUCUCUCCUGCCUCAGCGUUUGCAAUUGCAACUGCAGCAGCAGGACAUGGUACCCCACCAGUGUUUACUAACUCUGAGAGGACCUGUGAUAAAGAGUUCAUCAUCCGCAGAGCUGCAACCAACAGAGUGCUCAAUGUGCUGCGUCACUGGGUCUCCAAACACUCGCAGGACUUUGAGAUGAACGGGGAGCUGAAGAUGUCGGUGAUUUAUCUCCUGGAGGAGGUGCUGCGAGAUCCAGACCUCCUGCCCCAGGAGAGAAAAGCAACUGCCAACAUAUUAAGUGCCCUUUCUCAAGACGAGCAGGAGGAUGCCCAGUUGAGGAUAGAGGAUAUUUUACAGAUGGCAGACUGUCCAAAGGCUGAGUGUUUUGAGUCUCUCUCUGCGAUGGAGCUGGCUGAGCAGAUCACUCUGCUGGAUCACAUUGUCUUCAGGAGCAUUCCCUACGAAGAGUUCCUGGGCCAGGGCUGGAUGAAGGUCGAUAAGACUGAAAGGACUCCCUACAUCAUGAAAACCAGUCAACAUUUCAAUGAUAUGAGUAACCUUGUGGCAUCCCAGAUUAUGAGCCACACUGAUGUUGGCUCCAGAGCGAGCUCCAUUGAGAAGUGGGUCGCCGUUGCGGACAUCUGCCGCUGUCUGAACAACUACAACGGAGUGCUGGAGAUCACGUCUGCACUCAAUCGCAGCGCCAUCUACCGUCUGAAGAAGACAUGGGCUAAAGUCAGCAAACAGACUAAAGCUCUGAUGGACAAACUGCAGAAGACCGUGUCCUCUGAGGGAAGAUUUAAAAACUUGAGGGAGACGCUGAAAAACUGCAACCCUCCUUGUGUGCCGUACCUGGGAAUGUAUCUGACAGACUUGGCCUUUAUCGAGGAAGGAACUCCCAAUUUUACUGAGGAGGGUCUUGUUAAUUUCUCCAAAAUGAGGAUGAUCUCACACAUCAUCAGAGAGAUCCGUCAGUUCCAGCAGACACCUUACAGAAUAGAGCAUCAACCUAAGGUGACUCAGUACCUUAUGGAUAAGACUCUGACCAUGGAUGAGGACACACUGUAUGAUCUCUCGCUAAAAAUCGAGCCCAGACUGCCUGCCUGAAUGAUCAGUUUGAAGUUUUCGAGAACCCACCGAACCUCUGAGGAUGAAACACCCACCCUGAUCCUAAUCCAUCAAGAAAAAAAUGGAAGAAAGUCAUCAGAGCAUUGUGGAAAGGAACAUUUUCUUGUAGAAAAUGAGCUGUUUUGCAGAAUAAUGAGGUAGCAUGAGAAGAAGACAGAGAUGGGUAAGGUGUCUGAGCGAUGAAUGCGGGUCGAAUGCACAGCAUGAAGGUUUUCUUAGUACAGUGUGGUGCACACUACAUCACUUUUCCUCAGAGAGCCUGAGAGUGCAGAGAAAGAAGUGGAUGAACAUAACAGAGAUGUAGCAUAAACAGGUGGAGUUACAGAGAGAGGACUGAGCUUAUGUCUCUGUGCCAUGACUUGUGUUCUGUUGCUUAUGCAUUUCCACGCAACGCCCCAAACAAAAAUUCCUCUUACAAAAUGCUUUCUGUCGUGACGGUCUCCACAUUAAAUCUGCACUAUCUCAUCUUAGGAUGUGUCUGUUUGAAUGGCCUUUGACCUGACCUCUGAACUCAGCAUACAGCACUCCAACCAGAAGGAUUUUAUUUGGCAUCACACAACCUCAGUGAGCUUAGCAGAUUAAAAUCAGCUGCUCUCCUCAAAUUUAUUGUUUAACGACACACUGAAAAGAAAUUUCAUAUUUCUUGCCGAAGAUUUUCACUUGCCGUAAAGAAUUUAAGCCUAUAAUUAUCUUUUAUCUAGCCUCAGAUUUCUAUAAAAAAUGAAAAGCUAUUUUUUUACUUAUUGCCCAGAUGAAUGAAACAAAUUUAAGACAUUUUCCAGUGCCUUCCGUUUGUGUAGGUCAAUUUCUGCAUACUUGACAAUUUGUCCAGUCAUAGCUUUAUAUAACUCCUCAAUGUGCUCUAAAAAUAAUCUCAAAUGGAUUCUAGUUUUAGUUUAAAACUUGUCAGAAAAUAGGUAACAUAUGCUCCAUGGUACUGUAGCAUGUUGGUGUAAAGAUAGGGAAUGCAACAUUGAAAACAUAAGCAAACAUCGCCCUCUACUGUUUAAUUGUUGUAAAGAGCCCUGCCAGCCUAAACCAUUUGCAGCAUCUUUGUGCAGUUACAAUGUUUUGGCUUUUGCAAACUGUCAGCUGUGUGAAUGUGUGUUUUCUGAGUGACCGCAUGUUAGGCAGGGGCAGCUCUCUUUGAGAUGUAGCUUUGCUUGACUGACGGUGGGAUCAUUGUUUACAGUUUAAUUUAUUUAGUACAUUGAACUAUAUUUAAUUUUUUUGUAUAUAGUGACUCCUCAGAUAUGUGACUGAUAAGAUAAAUUGUUAUGCUGUGAAUAAAAAUUUCUAUUGUUUUUCAUUUAUUUAAUUUUAAUCAAUUAAUUAAGUUUGUUUUGGUAUUUAUAUUGAAUUGUUGUUUUGCAUCUCAUGAACCUACAAAAAUGAUGUAUUCUGUAGAUUGAAAAAAAAUGUAGCAUUUGAAUGAUCAGACUUUGUUUUUCAUAUUGAUCAUAUGAUAAAUAGUGUUGCAUGCACACAACAGCUGCAUGCUGUGCAUGUCUGACUGGAUUUCUCCUGUACCUUCAGCCGCUGCUUCUCUGUAUGAAAAUGUUCUGUGUAGAUGCUGAAGAAAAUAUAUAAAAACAAUAUUUUGUCCAAUUAAAUCUGGCAUGUUUGUCUCUUGUCAAGCCCCGUCUCAGGGCUGCCAGCCACAAAACAACCUGUUGUGACACAGUGACGUGUUGAAGCUUUUUCUCAUUUAAAAAUGUGUCUCUGUAGUUCUGGAUGUCUGUUUCACUCAAGGGGUUAGAAAAGCAGAUUGCUGUAUUUGUGUUGUAAUUAUUUAUGUGUAUUUGUUUUUGUGUUACUUUAUCUGUUUACAUUUUUCACUUGUUGGUGCAGGGAAAAUAAAUACAACAUGCCUUAUGCA
Molecule: messenger RNA, 6118 nt
Organism: Poeciliopsis prolifica (blackstripe livebearer)
Lineage: Eukaryota; Metazoa; Chordata; Actinopteri; Cyprinodontiformes; Poeciliidae
Gene: rasgrf2b
Product: Ras protein-specific guanine nucleotide-releasing factor 2b
Exons: 29
Coding region: 325-4218 (1297 amino acids)
Biological process (GO): positive regulation of GTPase activity; Ras protein signal transduction
Cellular component (GO): plasma membrane
Molecular function (GO): guanyl-nucleotide exchange factor activity; protein binding
Source: RefSeq, a predicted model, not a curated record